Durio zibethinus is the source of this 978-nucleotide messenger RNA. Its product is annotated as rho GDP-dissociation inhibitor 1-like. Gene Ontology annotation, molecular function: protein binding; Rho GDP-dissociation inhibitor activity. Gene Ontology annotation, cellular component: cytoplasm; cytosol; membrane. Gene Ontology annotation, biological process: Rho protein signal transduction. The record is from RefSeq and is a predicted model, not a curated record. NCBI's taxonomy places the organism in Eukaryota, Viridiplantae, Streptophyta, Magnoliopsida, Malvales, Malvaceae.
CUUUUAACUCCUACAAUUCAUAACUGCUUCCCUUAGAGGUAGGUUCAUAGGGGAAAAAAGAUGUCAGCUGCAGUAGGAACUUUCUCAGCAUCCAAAGAAAUUGGUUUCAACAAAAAUGAAACAAAAAAUGAAGAGUUGAGAGAAAACAAUAACAAGAACAAGAAGUUUGUUGACGAAGCUGAGAACAAAGGUCACCAUGAAGAUCAUGGUGAUGAUGAUGAUGAUCACAAUGAGAGUAAGCAUGAUGAAGAAGAUGAUGCCAAGCUGAAUUCUGAGAAGGAGUUGGACCUUGGUCCUCAGUUUUCACUCAAAGAGCAGCUUGAAAAGGACAAGGAUGAUGAAAGUUUAAGGAGAUGGAAAGAACAGCUUCUUGGGAGUGUUGAUAUGUCUGCAGUUGGAGAGAGCAAGGAACCAGAAGUUAAGAUACUAAGCCUUUCAAUCCUAUGUCCGGGCCGACCAGACAUUAUCUUGCCAAUUCCAUUUGCUUCCAAGCCUAAGAGCUGUCUGUUUAUACUAAGGGAAGGAAGCCAGUAUCGCCUUAAAUUCUCCUUCAGUGUCUCCAACAACAUUGUCUCCGGACUAAAGUACACAAACACUGUCUGGAAAACUGGUGUUAGAGUGGACAACACAAAACUGAUGUUGGGAACAUUUAGCCCUCAGAAAGAACCUUACACAUAUGAAUUGGAAGAAGAAACUACCCCUUCAGGCUUGCUAGCUAGAGGCACAUACUCGGCAAGAACCAAGUUUGUAGAUGAUGAUGGCAAAGCCUAUUUGGAUGUGAGUUACCACUUCGAAAUACAGAAGAACUGGCCAUCUCGUCCUUGAAACGCCUUAUCUACAACUUUUUUUUUUUUUUUAUUCCAUCAAAGUGUUUGUGCUUCAUUUUUUUUUUCUUACCAAUUUCCUUGUACUUUCAAUUUCGUGUUACUUUUGCCUUGCUUUUAUUUCUGUCAAUCUACAUAUCAUGCCCCCUUAUUC